AUGAACAGGCAGUUCGCCUAUCCCAAGGGCUACAGUGCCUAUCCACGAGGAGGAGGCGGGACCUUCUCGAUAUCACCGCAUAAAUUCCAACCUCGCUCACAGCCCGCCUUGCGCCGGAGAAGACAGCUUUUCGUCAAAUUAUCAGCCCUCGCUGGCCUUUCGCUACUUCUUUUGUUUCUCUUGGUUCCCUCAUGGCGCGCUCUUAUUCUACCUUCCAUAUCGGUCGGUCUAUUUUCUUCCUCUCACGACGACCUUUCCCUAGAGACCGUUCGCUACUAUGACCUUUCCGACACACAAGGUACAGCCAUGGGAUGGCAUCGGGAAGAGCGGGUUCUCAUGUGCACUCCGCUGCGUGACGCCGCCGCCCAUCUGCCCAUGUUCUUCUCGCAUUUGCGCAAUUUGACUUAUCCGCACCAUCUAAUCGACCUAGCGUUCCUGGUGUCCGAUUCGAAAGACGAUACCCUCGAGUCACUUUCAGCGCGGCUUACGGAAUUGCAGAAUGAUCCGGACCCCAAGAUGCCCUUUGGCGAGAUCUCGGUUAUUGAGAAGGACUUCGGCCAGCAGGUCAACCAGGAUGUGGAGAGUCGUCAUGGUUUCGCGGCGCAGGCUGGUAGGCGGAAGCUGAUGGCCCAGGCGCGGAAUUGGCUUCUCAGUGCGACAUUGCGGCCAACUCAUAGCUGGGUUUAUUGGCGGGAUGCUGAUGUUGAGACGGCUCCGUUUACUAUCUUGGAGGAUUUGAUGCGUCACAAUAAAGAUGUCAUUGUUCCGAAUGUCUGGCGACCACUCCCCGACUGGCUCGGCGGAGAGCAGCCAUAUGAUCUGAAUUCGUGGCAGGAAUCUGAGACCGCACUUGCAUUGGCAGACACCCUAGACGAGGACGCUGUCAUUGUUGAGGGGUAUGCAGAAUAUGCCACCUGGAGACCGCACCUGGCGUAUCUCAGAGACCCGUACGGCGACCCUGACAUGGAACUAGAAAUUGACGGCGUGGGGGGUGUCAGUAUUCUGGCCAAAGCCAAGGUGUUCCGGUCAGGCGUUCAUUUCCCUGCUUUCAGUUUUGAGAAACAUGCAGAAACCGAGGGAUUUGGAAAGAUGGCCAAACGCAUGAAAUUUUCUGUCGUCGGGCUUCCGCAUUACACAAUAUGGCACUUGUACGAGCCUAGCGUUGACGAUCUUCGACACAUGGAAGAAAUGGAAAUCGAACGACAGCAACGCGAGGAGAAAGAAAAGGAGGAAAAAGCGGAAGCAGAACGCCAACAGAAGAUGAAACAGGACACCAAAGAAGAAUACGAACAGGGCAGCGCUACAGCUAAGAAGAACACCGACAAAGCAGCGGGACAAGAGGCUGACCAAAGACAAACAGAAGCAGAAUCAAGCGAGAAAGAAUCUUCUGCGAAAGGAGAGAAAGAGGAUGCUAUCCCCAGGAAUCCGGAGAAAGAGGGUAGUAGUCAGGAUAAAUCCAACGAUAAGACAUAUUAA
This is a messenger RNA of Talaromyces atroroseus, 1476 nucleotides long. RefSeq names its product Mannan polymerase 2 complex ANP1 subunit. Gene Ontology annotation, molecular function: alpha-1,6-mannosyltransferase activity. Gene Ontology annotation, biological process: cell wall mannoprotein biosynthetic process; protein N-linked glycosylation. Gene Ontology annotation, cellular component: mannan polymerase complex. The record is from RefSeq and is a predicted model, not a curated record. Bases 1 to 1476 code for a protein of 491 amino acids. The transcript has 4 exons. Lineage: Eukaryota; Fungi; Ascomycota; Eurotiomycetes; Eurotiales; Trichocomaceae.